GGGGAUUAGUAUGAAGACCGCAAGGUAUUAUGGUCUUUGUGUUUCACAAGACUUUUGUAUCGAUCGACCGGUUCCUCUUUCUUGCGACAGUCUCUUUCGCUGUUUUCUUCCUCGAAUCUCAACGAAUAGUCCGAUGGAGGUCUUGCGAUGCUUUAACUGUGAUCAUACAGGAAGAAGGCAUGAGGAUUUCUUCAAUAUAACUAAGAUUCAUCCAUCUUUUGCGGAGAAAGCGAGAGGGCACGAAACAGGCCAAGACGAAUCUGUAAAAGAAAACACUUAUCUUGUUUGCUGUGAUUGUGUUUACGACCGACUUCAGGAGUGCCAGAGCUGUUUAAAAAAAGCCCCUCUGUGUAUGUUUAAAAUUGCAGAGUGGUUCGGUGACAAGAAAACUCGCAACUGCAUCGAUUGUGCAGCAAAGUUUGAGGCUCAGGGGCUUUUUCAGACAGGCUAUCAUUCCAGUGUCAUCAUUCGCCAGUGCUCAGUUUGUCGACAUUUUAAAUAUUUGCCCUCGUUCAUCAGCUGGCGUAAGCACAAACCUCACGACACGUUGAAGGAUUGCUUCGAGUGCCAACUUCGCCGAGAUAUCGCACAGUACAAGAGAGAAGUUCGAAAUCGGUACGAGGAGAAACUUCAACAGGAACCGGCUUUGGGUGAUGACAACAAAAGUUUAAGGACAGGUGUUGGCUAUGAAACUGUUUCGCAACAGGGAGCAACGUACGCGUCAGUUGUUACAAACGGAUUUACAGAUACGCAAUCAUCUGCUUCAUCAUGCAAAAAUGGCCGGAUACGAACUAAGGAAACAACACAGCAACUACAAUUGAACGCGAUCAAUGAAACGGGACUUCACAAGGGAAAAUGUAUCAGCACCGGCUUAGACGGUAAGCGCAAGUGCAUAUUAUAUUUGCAGGUAUUUUAGUUUUGACCCCUUGUUCUUGUGUAGACGAGUUCAUUAUUUUAUGAUCAGGUAAUAUUUGCAUCUCAAAACGGUACGUUUCCUCUGUUCCUUUUUCAAGCGGAAACAACAUACAUGUCAGUUGAUCCAGAAUCGCUUGUCUGGUGAUGAAAGUAUUUCAGUUUGUUUGUGUUGUCAAUCAAUAUUUAUCAUUACCAAUGCUGAAGCUUGAAUUAAUACGUCAACUUAAGAAUCUAUUGGUCCCUCAGGCCGCCUUUCCUGUGUUGUGUAAUCCAUUUACUCUUGUUUCUGUAUUUCUUUCCGAUUUUGCUAGAAAUGAUUUGUUUUGUCAAAAACUAGAGACAAAAAUUACUUUUUGGAAAGUUGAGUGAGAAAAGCGUGGGAUACCGGUAUUGUACAUAAAAGAGAAAAAUGCAUGCCUCUUUGCACUUAUUAUUAAAAUUGUUUUUGAUUAUUUGACACAUUGCUGUGAAAGUUAAUUUUACUCUAGUGAACUUAACAACUUUACCUAAGUGAAAUGUGUGCUUUCGGAUCCACAUUUCCCAAACUACUGAAAAAACAAUCAGAUGAACUCCUGAAUGGCGCCGAAGAUGUUCUGACCACUUACUAACAUUAGUGAAACGCCAAAUCUUGGCACCCCUUUCCGAGACCAUGCAUAUCUAUUCUUGGCGAGAUUAUUGAGAUGAGGUAUCAUGAGAUCUUGCUGAGAUCACGAAUGUCUUGGCAAUGUCACGUCAGUGGUUACAGAGCAAGUAGUCAGGAAUAGUGACUUAUGCUUGUGAAAUUGUCCUGGAUGCAUGUGAUCAAUGUUUUCGAUCCACAGGCCUGUGAGACAUGUAUAAUGUGUGUGAGUUGACAGGUAUACUGUAGGAAUUUUGCCAUGUCAUGAUUAUAGGGUAAGCAUGACAGAUGCAUCAUGGGUGGUUUAGAGUGAUGGAUUAAAUGGUACUUCCCUUAAAAGUACUUUUUACCCACUUCCCCGUAACAGUUUUGCACAUUUUUGCCCAUUUUUUAGCUAAAGGAAUUUAUUUCAGGUGGUUGACCAUUAGAGGUUAUAUAUGUACAUAUUUACCCAGGGGUUAUUUUACUCGUAUAUUUUGGUAAUAAACAUUCCCUACUCUUAAUUAUGUUUAACAAUCAUGGUGUUAUAAGAACAAAAAUAAAGUAAAAUAAUAACAACAAUAAUAAUAAAUAAAAAUAAAGUAGUUGAAUUGAUUUUGUGGGGAUAAAUUUAGUACCGAGCUAAGAGACAAAUACAACAAUGUAAUUUUUGCUGGAGGUUUUUGCUACUUUCAUACCCUCCCACUUUUUGACAUUGUAUUGCAGAAUCAUUCUGUGCAAAGGUGCUUCAAGCUCUCAAGACUUCAUUUAGCCAGUUGGAGGAAAAAACCAAACUAGAACUUCAGCUUCUCCAAUCUAACCCUCAAUUCUGGAACACUGCACUGCGAGAUAAACUUCUCCGAGUUUCCCAGCUGUUUUCUAGUCAGGCAACAGACCAGAUCCAUUUCAAUGAUGCUGAGUCUCGCUGGGCCUAUCUUGGUACCUAUACAGCAGCCCAUGCCACCCUUGUACAAGCCACCUUCACUUCAGGUCGAUUUGAACCUUUGACAGAGUUCAUAAAGAACAGUCGCAGUAAAGAAAGGUCAGUAGUUAUAAAAGUAAAAGGUGAACACUACAUAAUUCUCUCAACAGUGAAGUGGAUUAUGCAUUUCAUUUUCCUAAUUCUUAUUUACUGGGCAUAGCAAUUUACCCUUUGAACAUUGCUUCCCAACUUUUAAACAAGUGGAUAAAUUACUGAAGUUUUAGCUAUUUUAUGCUCUUAAUGUACAAAAAACAUGAAUUAGGCAUAUCAUGCAAAAGCUGAAUCCAAUAUCGGUAAUUAUUUUUUUAAUUUUUCAUUCAAAAUAUUUCAGACAUAAAAAGAUGCUCACCACGAUCAAUACAAAGUUCUUGUCUUCAAUUGACUAUGCCUCUGCAAAUUUAGAUUAUAAUAUUAAAGGAAUGUUUAGUCAGCAGAUUUCAAAUAGCAUCAAUAAUGAUAUUAUCAUCAAACAUCAAGAUAGUGAUACAUGUACAUAUAUUGUAUUUUAGCUAUUUUGUUAUCGUGAUGUUUUUGGGUAGUAGUUUGACUAUAUCUUCCUUGCAAAAUGUUAAUCAUCCACCAUUUUCAAGCUCUACCAAAACAAUGUAGGUACCCUGUCUUCUGCAGUCCCUUUUCUUGUGAAUCUUCUGUAUGAUUGAUGUCCAUUGUAGGUCAGUAUCUGAAAAUGUCAUCAAAAUUUGGUAAACAGUAGCUGAUUAUGAAGAAUUAGCUGGGGGAUUGAGCCAAUCAGAAACAGAGAAAUCUUUUGAGUUAAUGAUUACAGAUUUAAUGAAGUUGGUUAACUUUGGUGUUUAUUACAUUAAUUUUGUGAGUCGAUUCUUCGCAAAGCUGAAUAUGUUCUUAGUGAUAGUCACUAUGUAAUGCUGUUAUAGCCAAAUUCAUUGUAGUGUGCUGAGCGUUUUGCAAACUUCGAGAGAAUUUUGGGUUUUUCUGUUCUGUCAAUCAUCUUAGCAGACCUCGUAGGAAACACAUGUUUACUUGUGAUUGGUGCAUUUCGAUCCACUUAUUUUGUUUCUGUGUUUCAACUUUCACUGCUUGUGAUCGCUCUGUUUCGCGCAAGAGUGACUAGGUUUCUUCAAAGCUUUUAUGAUCUUUCUUAUUCUUGUCUCUAGCAAGAAUAAAGCAAUGUCUGCCUCCUGCCCUCGACAAAAAUUCCACUCAUCAUCGUGAUUUCCUUCGCUAUUCUUGAGCAGUUUAGGGUCAUUCUCAGGCCAAGCUGGGCGAGUGCGUUGCAUUGUGAUUUGCAUUAACUCCAUCCCUGCUCAAAUGAUUGACGGAAAAGAAAACCCAUUCGAAGUUUGCAAACAUGCAGCGUGAUACAACGAAUUUGGCUGUAAGUACAUUGUACCAACAAUAUCUGUUGCAUUUAUAGAAAGGAAAAUUCUGGAGGCCUAAACAAGGAAGGGCAAAAUACUUGGCUGUCAAGAACAGUGAAAUCUUAAGAACACUUUCUAGUACUUAGUAGUGGUAGUAGUAGUAGUCAUUGUCGUCAUGGUCAAUACCGCCUCCACCUUUGUUGUUAUCUUUAUCUUCACUUAAUUUUUAUGUAAAUUAAAGAGCAGCUUGAGAGUUUUGGCACCAGUAUUUAGUAGAAAUCCACUUUCACUCUCCUUACUUUGUAGGUUACAUGUCUGCUGUCUUGGUGCGGGUCCUGGUAGUGAAAUUCUAGGUCUUCAUCAACUGUUUCCAGCGAACACUGAGUGGAUGCUUUUGGAUAAUUGUGAGCAAUGGUAUUACACAGCACAGAUUCUGCUGCAUGAUGUGUGUGAUGUACCCUUCCGUUAUGGUACUUUUGAUAUUUCCAAUGGUCAUGGGCGGAGCAAUGUAGGAGACCUGGGAUUAACAGCUAACUAUGCUUUUAAAAAGGUGAGCGUUCCUUCUCUGGUAGUAGUGGCUUGUGGGGGAUUUCCGUAAGUCAGUUUUGAAGCCUUUGCCUGCUACAGCUGUAUCAAGAUUGUUUAAUACCGUAAAAUUCUGAAAAUAAGCCCCUCCAUGUAUAAGUCCCUCCAAGUAUAAGCUCCCCAAACGGGUAACGCAGAAAACCCUCCGUUAAAUUGCCCCUCCAAAUAUAAGCCCCCUGGGGGGCUUGUACUUGGAAAAUUGCCCUCAAAUACAAAGUAAAACAAAGCAAAAACAGUAAAUUUACUUCCAACUACAUGGCUAGCCCAAUCAAUUUUGAAACGCAAAUUUCCCUCCGUAGAUAAGCCCCUCCGAAUAUAAGCCCCUCAAAAAGGGCCUUUGAAAGAUAUAAGCCCCGGGGCUUAUUUUCGGAAUUUUAUGGUAUAUUCUUAAAAAAAAGAAUAUGGUCGACCUCUCAAAUAAUGGAUAGAGUACUGUGUACAGUGGCCGCAAAGGUCAGGGUUUCAUUCCCAGUCAAGCCUGAAUUUGUUCAGGUUCUUUUUCAACUGCUUAGAUUGUUUAUUCAACUGCAAGGAUCAUUGUCACUUUCAGCUUUAACAUAGCCAUGAAGCUGAUAGAGGGUGCGUUAAUUAAUUACUUUCUCCCUUUACUGAUUUCAAUCCAAGUUACUCCUGUUGUCCAAACUUUUAUGUUGUAAAUUUGUUGAUUGCUUAAGCCUCAAAACCACCAAAUAAAUUACAGUGUCACACGUAACUUUUGAAAAAGAAUAGAGUGCAAGUCAUUAAUAUGCUCUUUUUUUCCUUUCACCAGGCCAAGUUAUUUCUCUUGUCAAAGUUUGUCUCUGCUGUUCAGAAUCUUCCUGGAGCAUUCAAAUAUCUUUUAGACAUUCUCAAGAGAGCAGCACCAGGCACCUUGUUUCUCUUUGUGGACAAUGCUCACAUCCAAACAAAAACAUUUAUCGAAGAUUUGGUGUUUCCUUCAAGAGACAGCAAAGAAUGUGAGGAGUACAAGGAAAAUGAAUGGUUUAGGCUGUACACUACUUAUGCUGAAUUAAACUCUGAUCGUGAAGAGGGCUUGAAGUCUCCGGCAGUGUGCGAGUGGGUCAGUCUAAUCAGUUAUUGGUUGGACAGACAUCCUAUAUUGGACCUAAGGGUCAAUGUACAUUUGGCAGUAAAAAAGAGGUGAAAAGUUUUGGGGUGACAUAAACAAAAACACAAAAACAAAAAAAAAUUGGAAGAAAUUACCAGAGAUAUUAUAUUAUUGUGUGGAAUAUUGUUACAUUUUUUCAGCUCUUCACUUAUUUUAUUUUUAAAAGGUUUUGGUUUUUAUAUGAACUACAUUCACUGGUGGAACCAAGCAGAAAAGAAAGAUGCAUGUAUUUGUGUUAUGUGUAUGUCGUUUGUGUCUAGUACUGGCAAGAAUAUUGGCCAAAGUGGAAAAUACCAUAAUAUUCUUUGAACUGCCAUUUGGGUGGUGCUUCAUGUAAAAUAUAUUUUGUUCUGUACAUGAAAU
Porites lobata is the source of this 5888-nucleotide messenger RNA. The record is from the annotation of a GenBank genome assembly. Lineage: Eukaryota; Metazoa; Cnidaria; Anthozoa; Scleractinia; Poritidae.